Peronospora farinosa is the source of this 1236-nucleotide messenger RNA. The record is from the annotation of a GenBank genome assembly. NCBI's taxonomy places the organism in Eukaryota, Oomycota, Peronosporomycetes, Peronosporales, Peronosporaceae.
AUGACACGCGUGUAUCUCGAUGAUAAUGCUACGACGCCUGUGGAGCCCGCCGUAAUGCAGGCAUUACUGCCAUAUUUUGGUCCACAAUUUGGCAAUGCGUCUUCAACUUAUGCACUUGGCCAAACCGCUAAGAAAGCGGUGGAGAUGGCACGUACCCAAGUGGCAUCAAUGUUGGGCGCCUCUGACUCGAAUGAAAUUGUCUUUCUUUCAGGUGGUACCGAGUCAAUUAAUUAUGCAAUCAAAGGGUCAGCACUUGCAGCAAAACGUACGAGUGGACGUAACCACAUUGUCACGUCUAGCGUCGAGCAUGUGGCGGUGCUGGAGACGUGUAAAUGGUUGGAGACACAGGGAUUCCAAGUCACAUACCUGCCUGUAAAUAACUUUGGCUGUGUCCGGGUACAAGAUGUACUGGAUGCACUUACCGUACAGACGUGUGUGGUGUCCAUUAUGCUUGCUAACAAUGAAGUUGGAUCGUUGCAGCCAGUUGCAGCAAUUUCUCGAGCAGUGCGACAAUUCGUCGUGGACGAGGAGAAUCGGCUACCUAUUGUCGUGCAUACAGACGCCAGUCAAGCGAUUGGUAAAGUACGUGUGAAUGUCGUGGCGCUUGACGUGGAUUUGGUGACAAUGGCGGGCCACAAAUUCUAUGCGCCAAAGGGUGUCGGCGCUCUCUACGUCCGUAAAAGCAUGGUACUGGACACGAUAAUUCACGGAGCAUCGCAGGAAAACGGACGUCGUGGUGGUACAGAGAAUGUGGGACUAGUGGCGGCACUGGGCCAGGCUUGUGCGCUUGUAGAGAAGAACUUGCACGAGUACGCUGUCAUCAUGCAAGAGAGCAGGGCGUUCCUCCUCGAGCAGAUCCAGAAGCACUGCAGUCUUACGAAUGUUAGCUACCAGGUAAACGGCCACCCAGAACUUUCUCUGCCUAACACGCUCAGCAUUAGCUUUGAAAACAUUGACGCAUCGCGUCUCCUCGACUUGAUAGAGGCCGACGGCGUCUAUGCAAGUGCAGGAUCAGCGUGUCAUAGCCACAAGCAAGACAGGACUACCGAACAGGAAAAGAACCUAGACCGCGACGGGAAACACAUUACUACCAUUUCGCACGUGCUAGCUGCCAUGCACGUGGCUCCUGAGUUUGCCAAAGGCACACUGCGCUUGUCUGUGGGUCGCUCUACCACGCAGGAAGAGGUACUACACGCUGCUAACGCGAUUCACAAGGCCAUCCAGCAACUGCUGUAG